Messenger RNA from Pteronotus mesoamericanus, 984 nucleotides. Its product is annotated as lipase member J-like. Gene Ontology annotation, biological process: lipid metabolic process. The transcript has 8 exons. The record is from RefSeq and is a predicted model, not a curated record. Bases 31 to 984 code for a protein of 317 amino acids. NCBI's taxonomy places the organism in Eukaryota, Metazoa, Chordata, Mammalia, Chiroptera, Mormoopidae.
UAUCGAAGAUCUGUGAAUCCUGAAGCAAGUAUGAAUAUUAGUCAAAUUAUUUCUUACUGGGGAUACCCAGAUGAAGAGUAUGAUAUUGUAACUGAAGAUGGUUAUAUCCUUGGCCUUUAUAGAAUUCCAUAUGGAAAGACAAAAAAUGAUAACAGUUCAGGUCAGAGGCUUGUAGUAUACUUGCAACAUGGUUUGCUUACAUCUGCCAGCAGCUGGAUUUCCAACCUCCCUAACAACAGCCUGGGCUUCAUUCUGGCAGAUGCUGGUUAUGAUGUUUGGAUGGGGAACAGCAGAGGGACUACCUGGUCCAGAAGACAUUUGUACCUAAAGACAAAUUCCAAAGAAUUCUGGGCUUUUAGUUUCGAUGAGAUGGCUAAAUAUGACCUCCCGGCCUCCAUUGAUUUCAUUGUGAAGCAAACUGGACAAAAGGAAAUAUUCUAUGUAGGCCACUCACAGGGUACAACUAUUGGUUUCAUAACAUUUUCGACAAUACCAAAAAUAGCUGAAAGAAUCAAAGUAUUUUUUGCCUUAGCACCAGUUUUUUCCAUUAAAUAUUUAAAAAGCCCUUUAAUUAAAAUGGCAUACAAGUGGAAGUCAAUGAUCAAGAGUCGUAUGGAUAUUUACAUGUCACAUAACCCAGCGGGAACCUCUGUUCAAAAUAUACUCCACUGGAGUCAGCUUUUCAACUCUACUUACUUGAAAGCUUUUGACUGGGGCAGUCCUAUUCUGAACUUGGUUCAUUUUAAUCAGACAACUGCUCCAUUGUACAAUGUGACAAACAUGAAUGUGUCAACUGCAACUUGGAAUGGUGAAAAUGACUUGUUGGCUGAUCCUGAAGAUGUCAAUAUUUUACUUUCUAAAAUAAGAAACCAUAUUUACCAUAAAACUAUUUCUUACUACAGUCAUAUAGACUUUUUGUUCGGAUUAGACGUAUAUCAUCAAGUUUAUCGUGAAAUCAUUGGUAUUAUCCAAGGCAAUCUAUAA